GUGCUUCUCGCGAUACAAGCUACGUCACUGUAAUUGGUGUAGACACAUCAACUCAGAGGCAAGUUACCACACACUAGACGUUUUGAAUCCGUGGCUGACCUAGAUAAGCGACGACAGUCAUCACACGUUCAGAGCACAGGUUUUCGCGAUGGUCGAUGCUGAAACUAUCGCCAAUUCGAAGACAGACCUACAGGUCGAGAAGAUUAGGAACUUUCAAGUACGAACGGAUGACAUUUUUGUCGUAACGUAUCCAAAGUCUGGCACAACAUGGAUGAAAGAAAUCGUACCGCUGGUGUUAAACGGCGGAGACACAGAAAUCAUUAAAGGCACGCCAUCUGACGUCAGAGUACCAUACUUAGAUUUUGUCCUGUCAAGUGACCCGGAACUCCAACGCCUCGUUGUCGGGUUUGGUCUACCAGAAGGUUUCGAUUUGAACACCACAGAGUCACCCAGAGUUAUGGCUAGUCAUCUACAUGCGAAGUAUUUACCAAAACAGAUUGAAGAAAAGAAACCAAAGGUUAUCUACGUAACCAGAAAUCCGAAAGAUGUUGCCGUUUCUUGCUUUCAUUUUGUUCAGAAGGAAUUGCCUGUCGUAAACGAGAAACCAUACGAAAGUUUCAGCACAUUCCUAACUGAUUUCGUCAAAGCUAAGAAUGGUACACAAACUGUACUCUAUGACGGUACACUAUGGAAAGAUCAUGUUUUACACUGGUGGAAUCGAAGACAUGAGAGUAAUGUAUUAUUCUUGACUUAUGAAAACAUGAAGCGGGACCUAGCGGGGAACGUUCGUAAAAUUGCAAGCUUUCUUGAAGCGAAGCUGGAUGACGAUGCCGUUGAUAGAAUCGCCCAUCAUUGUUGUUUUGAAAGCAUGAAGAAUAAUCCGAUGGCCCUUAAAAGCAAAUACUGUUCCAAUGUGUUGAAAGUUGACCCCGGAAAAUCAUCACCAUUCGUUAGGAAAGGUAAGGUUGGAGGAUGGAAGGAGUACUUCACUGUCGCCGACAACGAGCAUUUCAAUGAACUGUAUAAAGAAUGGACCAAGGAUUGUGACAUUGACCUUCAGUUUGAACUGUCCUGAUUAUACGACAUUUAUAACCAUAUACUGUAUAAUAGGACUAUAAUGCAUUAACCGACAUUUAUUUAGAUAUAUUUCAAUUUCUGUUCUGUGAAUGUACACAUAUAAUUAAUUGAAUAGUUGAAUAUCAUGAAAAUGACACAAGUUCUGAGACACAUUUAAUAUAUUACAAUAAAUCAUGUUAUUAACAUUGGC
Messenger RNA from Saccoglossus kowalevskii, 1267 nucleotides. Its product is annotated as sulfotransferase 1C4-like. Gene Ontology annotation, molecular function: sulfotransferase activity. Lineage: Eukaryota; Metazoa; Hemichordata; Enteropneusta; Harrimaniidae. The record is from RefSeq and is a predicted model, not a curated record.